Neodiprion virginianus is the source of this 6097-nucleotide messenger RNA. RefSeq names its product F-box only protein 28 (gene dmpd). The transcript is spliced from 7 exons. Gene Ontology annotation, cellular component: nucleus. The record is from RefSeq and is a predicted model, not a curated record. The coding region runs from base 583 to 2046 and encodes 487 amino acids. Gene Ontology annotation, biological process: positive regulation of DNA-templated transcription. NCBI's taxonomy places the organism in Eukaryota, Metazoa, Arthropoda, Insecta, Hymenoptera, Diprionidae. Gene Ontology annotation, molecular function: protein binding; transcription coactivator activity.
CGGAUGAGUCUGCGCAAUCCGCGCGUUGGAGUCGCACGGUGAUUGUGAUUUGCUUGACGGUUCUGGGUUGCAGUAAAUUGGAAAUUCAUUAUUGAAAGCCUUGGACUCGUCGCAUAGAAAUUAUACACCUCGUUUAACCGUCGUGAAGUUUUUUUUUUAUCGUUCUAGAAGAACGGAAAUUGAAACACCGUCUAAAGGGGUGCGGAAGAGUAACGCGAGUGCCGUCAAAAUGUCGCUGGAAACAGCAACGUCGAUACAGUGAUCAUUUUCUGUUUGGAGUAAAGAAAGACAUCAAGAACCUGAACCAGCAACAAAUUUGAGCAGGAAGAUUAAACAAGCUACCUGUGUAGUAUUGCUGCCAGAAGAUAUUAGCCAAGGUGGCAUAGAUCUUGUGAAGCUAUGGCUACUGCUGCUAAGGGGCGAAUUGGCCAAGUCCUUGCCUGGCAGAUAUCAUCCAGAUGGAACUUCUAGUAAUUCGAAACAGUUUAUUAGUAUAAAUUGAACACAAAAUCACAUUACACAUAUAUUCUUUCAAUACUGUGGAAGGUACCUGACGAAUUGUGCAAUUCCACAAUAAAAACAAUGGUCUCCACACGUCAGAUGAGCAGUGUGGGAAGUAAUAACAGUGGAAGUGCGGUCGGUGAUGGCAUUGCGGACACUGGGACAAUUCGCAAGAAUCAAGUGCAGACACAGCCGGGACAGUCAUCUACAGCUCCGGUUGUAGAAAGCACUCCAGCUCCGAACACUCAUUUCUUUGAUCUACCCGUUGAGAUUCAGGAGAAAGUACUUUGCUAUCUGGACUUCAAUACCAUUGCCCACUUGCGUCCCGUGUGCCAUCAGAUGGAUCGAGUAUGCGGGUCUAUCCUCAGCUCAACUUUUCAACGUCUGCAAACACAAAUGCUUUGUCGUUUUCAGGCAAUUAAAGCACAAAUGCCUAGACGUGAAUCCGCUAGACGAAAUCAUCCACUGGCUUGCGAAUCUGAUAUUAUAGAAACCUUGCAUAUGCGACUUACUCUCCUACAGAUGAGCUUUGGAAAGCACAUAGAACGCAAACAUUGUUGUUUCUUUGCAGGAGAGAUUUUGGAUGAGGUGUAUCGUAUUUUACAUUACAUCCGAGUUACUCCAAAGCUGGCUCGCCCUUACAAAGUGACUGAUGAAUUGUUUGACCUUAGUACAAUGGCCAUGGAGUACUUCAAAGAGCGCUUAGAGCCAACUCUCCCUGAAAUACCAUACUUUGGAACUGACUUUCUUGAUCUCGCAGGCACCUUUUCCUCUCCUAGUAAUGUAAGCAAACCAUUUAUGUGCCUGGAUUCUGCGCCUUUGAAUGUUGGAGGUGGCAAAGGCGGUGGAAGUAGUGGGGGCGAAGGCUCGCCACCCCAUUCUUCUGACGAUCCUGGCUUGUUGGAGUCCAACGUCGCACCUCCACAGUCUAAUAUGGUCUUGCGCAAACGCAUUCGAAAAAUUAAACAGGGAAUGAAGCGAUACAACAGCCAAUUGACAUUGAUGCGCAGAGAUUUACGCGGAUGCAAAGCGAAGAUAGCUGAGCAGCAAAAACAAAUUUUAGAAUAUGCUAGCCGACUUGAUGAUAAUGAUAAGAAAAAUGAAGAAACUUCACGGAAAUUUAGCACUCUUCUACAGGACCAUCAUCUCUGUCACGUGAAUAUUCUACAGGAACUGAACAAAUGCAAAACAGAGCUACAAUAUUGGCGUUCUAAAUCACCGGCUAUCCCGGCCUGUCUGGGAUGCGGACAAUCGAUGCCGAUCCCAUCAGAGGAUUUGCAGGCUCUGGCGAACCAAGGUGUCUUACCGGAAGCGUUGGGCGAAACCGUAGAUUUUGUUCCAAUAACAGAGGCUCGGAGCCCCUGCAUAGAAAUGAUACCGGUUCUUCUGAGUCACCCAGCAUCUGUAGAAAUGGCACCACCAAAAGCACCAGCACCAUCUAGCUUGACUAAACGAAAAUCUGCUGCUGAUGAUAUGCCAAGCGAUGCAUGUAAGAAGCCACGACGUUCGUCGAAAUCUCGUCAAGCUAAACGCUCAAAAAUCUAAAUCAAUUCUGACCACGGUACAAAUAUCUAACUAACAUCUUGAUCAUGAUGGAUCUGUAACAAUCAAAAUUCUGUAUACCGUUAUGUGGCAAUGAACUUAGACAAAUCAAACUAAUUAACAAUAUUCUUACUGAAAUAUCUUGGUCAACAGUUUCUUGGCUGUAGUUUUAUAGAUGGCUACUUCACAUGAUCAGCAAUGAAUAUUAAUUUCAGAUUUGCCGGUAUUUUUGUUAUGCUUGUGUCGAUCUCAAAGUGUAACGUGUCGUAUUACCUGAUGGAAUAAUACUAUUCGUUGAAUACUGUUAAAACAUAAUGUAUACAGACUUUGUUCAGGUCCUCUUUAAGGAUAAGAAUAUUGUUAUUAUUAUUAUCAAGGCACCCAAUGAAAAUAGAAGAAUGUUAAUAAAGGAAAGAUGCCUGUUUGUUAUUUCGAAUUCUGAUAUUUGUACAUCCGUAAAUAUCAAAAGUUACGAAGCAUUCUUUUUUUAGUUGCGUCCAUUACUUUACUAAAAUCGUUUUUGACAUUGAAUUUAACGUUUAGUACCCUUUAAAAGAAACUGGUAUUGAUUGUAUUACCAUCUUAUCACAGUUCGCAAAUCUUCUAUUUUCUUUGGCGACUUGACAUGCACCAGUUUUUAUCUGAUUUUCAGUGAUACAUUUUUUGGUGAAGUCUAAAAAGAGCCUUUAAUUCUAAUAAGUUUUCUUAAACAUUUAGGACAAUACGGGGACGGCCAUAUGGAAAAAAAUAAUAGAGUCUUGUUGAAAACAUACAUGUAUAAUCAUUUCUUCGAAAGUGAAGUAUUUCUGGAUUUUCUUUCUUGAACAAUUUUCAUUGUGGAACAUACUGUUUGCAUUACAAGUUGUUUGAAAAUUGUACAAAGAAAUUAAUUUCUGUUCAAUUUGUUGUUUCACAAGCUAAAUCCGAUCAUGAGCCAUGUAAUAAAAUUCCGGGUGAUGUGCCUUUGUCUGCUCAUAUUGUUUUACUAGCAAACCUUAUCUUAACAAGGAGCAAAACAAAUUUGAUGCAAAAAUUGUCGUUACUUUAUAGCCACCAAGGUUUGAGAAUGUUUUUUCAAUGCAAUGAUCAGUACCUGAGGGGUUGAGUGAGACUGAUUAAUACACCUACUUAAGGUCAAACAAACACUCAUAUCAGUCCAUUAUAUGCUCCAUCUCUUGCGGGAAAUUUGGAUUUCAUCCAUUUCAAAGCAGAUAAUUAGUAGAAAAUGAUUAAUUUAUACGAUGAAAGAACAUUGGUAUAAUCAAAGAAUUGCAAGUUUUCUUUUCAUUGCAUAUUGACAGAGCAUCUAGAGUGUGAUUUUAGAGACAACGACAUGUACAGACUGUGCAUGGAUCACCGCUUUCAGUAAUAUACCUUCGAAAUUUCAGUCAACAUACCGACGGUUGCGUAGAAUAACCGGCUAUCUCGAGUCAGAUUUGAAAAACCGGCUAUCUCAAGUUAGGCUUCAAAAACCGGCUAAUUCGAGGUUCGCUUGAUAAACCGGCUAUCUCAAAUUAGGCUUGAAUAACCGGCUAUUUUGAGUAAAAUUCAAAAACCGGCUAUUUUGAGUAAAAUUCAAAAACCGGCUAUUUCGCGUUUAAAUUUUUUUGGCCGUAAAUUAAGUUGGUAGCACUGUCAGGUUGAAUACGAAAUUCGUCAGCGCCUCACAAAAUUCAUACGAGCUCCGUUUUAAUUUUAUUAAACUUAAUUUACGGUCAAAAAAUGUCAAACGCGAAAUAGCCGACUUUUGAACUUUACUCGAAAUAGGCGUAUAUUCAAGCCUGACUCGAGAUAGCCGGUUAUUCUACGCAACCGUCGAUAUAGAACGUCUAUAGCUGAAAAUUCGGUUCAGCUGAUAGGUACAGAGCUAGUUUAAAAAUAAAUUGAUUUAUUAUGGUUCAUAUUAAUUAGUGUCGACGAAUGAUAUCUAAGAGUUACUUAAGUACGAUAAUAAUUUGUACGUACUGUUCUUUCCCCCCCAUUCAUGUAUUUAUACAUUGGACCAGAUGGCGGCGAGAUAUAAGAGAAUUGUAUAAAAUUAAAAUAUUUUAUAGUACCGAAUCUUAUCCAAUAUAAUACAACAGUCUCACAGUCUCAGUCAUAUGAUCUGAGCAAAUAUCGCGAGAUAGUGCUACACAUUACUGCUAAAUGCAAUACUUUGAUUAACCGCUUUUGGCUGCUAAGAAUUUUGAUUUUCCAUAAACAGAGAACUUAAUGCUCACUCAAAUAGGUACGCCCCAAAAGUCGUUUCAUACUUGGUAGUCAUUUUUGCACAUACUCUGAAUGUACGUGAAUAUAGAACAGUUAAUUAUUUGUCCAUUUUGCACUGAUUACCAAUGGUAAUUAUCUCAAGAAAAAAAAAAUGAAUGAAUAAAAAUAAUGUAGCUAGUAAUUGUGAGUUAAUAUUAUUACUGAUCAUUACAAUAAGAUAAAUUGAAUAUUGAUAAUUAAUAAUGAAUAUACUUCAUAUUUAUAUAUGUAUAUAUGCAUAUAAUAUUAUACAUAAUUAUGAUGAAAUGUAUCAUAUUAUAUUUAUGUAUAUAUAUGUAUAUAUAUGUAUGUAUGUAAACAAAUAUAAAGAAAAGGCUAUGGAGCAUUUUAGUUUAAAGUCUAAUGGAACAAUAAGAUAUAAUUAAUAAUUAUUAAUAGUAAAGUAACUAUCAAAAUAUAUAAUUUUUUAUCAAUGUCAAAUGAGAAAUAAAACGAAAAGGUGAAAAAAAAACUAAAUUUAAAAGUGAUGAAAUCUUAUUACUAUAUGUGAUGCUUUAUCGAUUUAAAUCGCGGGAAAGUGACCUUUAUUCAGACAAAAUUGACGUAGGGCGGUUUUGGCUAGAAAAUGUGUGAAUUUUAUUUAAUGUUUUGUAAAAAAGAUCUCAGAGACCAGUAAUGAAUAAUUACCUCAUCAAGCAACGCUACGAGCUCAAUAAUUUAUGGAUUAAAAUCAAUUUAUAUAUUGAAAAUUUAAUUAUUUCACUUAUUCACCUAUUUUUCUUUCAACAUUCAGACUAAACUUCCUGUGUUCUGUUUUACUCAAAGAGACUGGUGAUUUUAGUCGAAAAUUAUCCUCAUCAUCAAUUAUAUUAUUUAUAUGUUAUAUAAUAAUUGAAUUUUGAACACAACAUUGACAUCCCAAUUCCGAUUUUAUUGCUAUAAUCCGAAAUGAUGAAUAUUAGCAUAAUUCUAUUGCAGGUGAAUAUUUUUGUGAUCUCAAGUUAUACGUUAAUAUACGAAUUACCAUUCAAUCAAACUUUAUCUUACUUGUAUGAUAUUUCAAUAUAUCUGUAUUGAUACAUUAUUUGAACACAUUAAUGAAUAGUUUGUUAUUUUAUUUUUGGUGUUUCCUCAAUGCUGGCUUCUGAAUCCAUUAAAGUAGCACCGUAUAAAAAAAAAUCUAUAUACACGUAUAUAGGUAUAUAUAUAUAUAUAUAUGUAUAUAUAUAUAUAUAUAUAUAUAUAUACAUGAUAAUAUUGUACAUACAAGUAGUGUGUUGAAUGUAUUUAAAUUAAAGAAUACAAUAAAUACACAAUUAGCGUUAGAAGUUAGCAGGAAUUUAGGUUGUGCUUACCAGAGAACACAGCAAAAUGUUUUUCUUGAAAUCAAGCGAUUUCUCUUUUCAUAAAAAGCUAACGAAUUCAUUUAAAAAAAUCAUUACCAUAUUUGUUAAACAUGUAGAGUUGGAUCACUAUUGCUAAUUGUCGUGGGUAAAGCAAUAGCCGGCAAGCUCAUUGACCAAAGUCAUAUUGACUAAGUAGAGAAGAUAUCAGAAUUUUUAAAUUCAUUACUAUUUGAGUGUAUUACGCAACAUUUGCCUGUGGAGGCAAUUAUAAUUCCAUCACAUGAAAACACAAUAUCCCCACACGCAAUACAUAUGUCACACAAGUUUACACCAAAUUAAAAAAAUUACUGUAAGAAUAAUAUAUAAAUCGAAUUUGAAUUGAAUAAAACAAAACGUGCUAGUUGCACAGCGAAACGAGAAUGAUAGCUGUGUUGCUAAAAAAAAAAAAAAAAAAAGUUAUAAUUAUAUUAUCAUAUAUUUGUUUUAUGUGUAUUAAA